GUGUGGGAUCCUUCGUCGAGCUGCACGAUUGGUCGAUCGGAGUGCUUGCUUCCUCCUCACCCCCGCAACUUCUCGCUUCUCGCCGCCCUUGCCUCCCUCCUCCUACCGUCUUCCCCCGAACAUAACGCACCCUUAAAAUGAAUGUACACAAGUUGUAUUUCCGGCCAGAUACUGCCAAAAUGAGGGUGCGUUGUGCUCGGGGAAGACGGUAGGAGUGCUUGUUCAUCCUCACCGAGCUAACUCUGCCUGUAGCUGAACGAGGGACACGAUCGUUGGCCCUCCAUCCCUCACUUCAGAGGGGGUAGGGGAUGGACAUUCGUCCGCGCGCGCGGCAAGUCCCGCCCCGUGUAACAGGACCCCCGCGCGGCGAACUUCCGCCUACAGGCGCAUUCGUCUUGAGGUUGGAGAGGCCACGUGCUGUCCGAUCAAAACCGCGAGCGUUGCCCUUCGCAAUCCACGUCAACGAUGACGAUGACAACGAUGCCGACGACGCCGACGACAGUGGCAGCGAUGACGAUGCCGCCGCCGCCGCCGACGACGACGAUGCCGACGAUGGCGAUGCAGAAGAGAAGCACGCGACGUGGAUGACGGUCACGAACGCGCUGAAGACGGCGAUGACGGCGACGAAGAUGAUGGCCGCGGUGUCGUUGACGAUGCCGAUGAUGGCAACGAAGAUAACGAUAAAGGUGCUGCAGACGAAAAGGCGAGAUGGCAACGAUGGCAGUGAUGGCGAUGUCGUGUCAGCAACGUUCCUCGACGACCACUUGCACGUUUCGUAAGACCGGGGGCAAGGUUCCACUUGCACGGAGGAGGAAGCGUCGUUGAAGAGGAGGACGCUGAGGCGGACGGGGGGAGGCAUCCGAAUCGAAGAGGGGGGAAUUGAAGCUCCUGUAGAAAGACGACGUGGAAGAGGCCGCUCAAGAGCCGACGACGUCAUGGACGUGGAAGCCGCAGCGGCAUCGAGGGAGGGCUUGGCAGUUGGCAUCGUACAACCGCAUCGCGCGGCCGUUCCACGUUUCAACGAUGCCCCGGACGCGCAAGAGUCUGCGGUCUGCGCACGAACACCAACAACCCCGCAACAGCGGACUCGGACGGCUGCAGACAUUGCAGGUGGUUCACAAGCGGUCGCUCAAGGGAACAAGAACCAUUCUCCUGCACAGGAGGUGCAAGGGGCCGCUGUGGGGGGAGCUUUACAUGCGAGGCAUGUUGCGAGGGCAGGGGAUGUCGUCGGAGAGGGGGAGGAUGAUGAAGCGCUGGUGAACAGGGUGCAGCGGCGGAAUACACGGGAUGGAAUGGAGGCGGUGUCGAAGCUGUGGGUAGAUGACUUGUGCUUCUGGAACGAAACCGAAGGAAACACCAUAGUCAAGUUGAUACAGGAAGCACACUUGUAUCUUGUGGCGGUGGCGCGGGGAGUGCAGCCUCCGGCCGUUCGUCGAAGCAUCGUUUUGCCUCAUACCACCAUCCCGCAACACAAAAUCAAGGACGAAACAGAGUUCAACGUUGCGAAGGAGAGGGCGUUCAAGGUGCAGACCAUCACUUUGCGAGUGAUCCACGGACCACGGUUGCCACUGUGGUUCAUUGGCGCCGACAUCGAAGACAAGCACGAGAACGACGACUUGGCGGCGUAUCAGGAGGCGAGCAUCCUGCGACUGGUGGGGACUUUCACUAGCGCCGUGAGCAUGGCGGAAGGGAUCGAUGGCGGGCGGGUGUCGUAUAAAAGGUUGAAGAGCGUUGCGGACAUGAUGAGGAUAAUGCUCACGGCGACCAUGUGGUUCAUGCGGAUGAGCGGGGACGAUCAUCGCGCGCACUACGACACGUGGGUUUUCAUCCAACUCACAGCGAAGCCAAUGCUCGUGGCAUCCAUGCAUUGUUCAUUCGAUGCGCGUCGCCAUAUCCUGCAAGCUGCUACCGUCAUCACGGACAAGUUGGCGAGACCCCUCAUGACUUUGGUAGACCCUCCGUUGUACAUCCCUGACUUGACGUCGGCGGGGGGGGUUGAUGAAGCGUUCGUGGCGACGGUCUUCGACGUGGCCGUCGAAGAAUUUCUGGAGUUUUCUAAGACGGGCGCGUAGUGGACACGGUCAUCGCAUGGUGGGAUAUGGUGGUCAUCAUUUGUCCUGGAGAGAUGGUUAAGUGGGAUUCGGGGGGGGGGGGGGGGGGGGCAGUGGGGUGGGUGGUUGUGAGGGGGGUGAUCGAUCAUGGGAGGGGACAUUCUCGUGUUGCGGGUCGUUGCUGUGGCGGAUCGAUUGUCAUAGGGGUGUUUCAUGAACCUUUCCUUAUUUUUUGUUUCGGAAAUGGAUCAUCCAUUGUGUCAUCUGUUGAAGCGAACAUCUAAUUCUUCAACUUUAUUCAUGAAUUCUACAGCUUUGCGGUG
This is a messenger RNA of Chara braunii, 2374 nucleotides long. NCBI's taxonomy places the organism in Eukaryota, Viridiplantae, Streptophyta, Charophyceae, Charales, Characeae. The record is from the annotation of a GenBank genome assembly.